This is a messenger RNA of Lotus japonicus, 1363 nucleotides long. RefSeq names its product xyloglucan endotransglucosylase protein 1-like. Lineage: Eukaryota; Viridiplantae; Streptophyta; Magnoliopsida; Fabales; Fabaceae. Gene Ontology annotation, cellular component: apoplast; cell wall. The transcript is spliced from 3 exons. Gene Ontology annotation, biological process: xyloglucan metabolic process; cell wall biogenesis. The record is from RefSeq and is a predicted model, not a curated record. Gene Ontology annotation, molecular function: xyloglucan:xyloglucosyl transferase activity; hydrolase activity, hydrolyzing O-glycosyl compounds. The coding region runs from base 236 to 1102 and encodes 288 amino acids.
UUUCUAUUAACAAACAUUUUCCAUUCAACAAAGGUUGAUUUUGAUUGUUACAAUCCGUAACUGUAGUGAUGACAGUAAAAUUGUGCUUGCUUGAGGUAGCUAGUCACAACCAUAUUUGACAGCUAAAUUGAUCUGAAUCCACAGCAUACUAAUCUAAUUAUCUCAAUCUGUGAAUGCAACUGCAAAUAAUAUAAAUCCCCAUUGGAUUCAUUAAUUUCCACAAGUGAAAUCAAACAUGGCUUCUUCACAUGUUUUUCUCAUGCUUUCUCUCUGUUUAGCCUCGAGCACAUUUGCUUUUGGUGGGAAUUUCUACACUGAUUUUGACAAUCUCUUUGGAGAUAAAAGGGUUAACAUACAAGAAGGUGGCAGGAGCAUGUCCCUGACAUUGGACAAGUUUUCUGGCUCUGGCAUUGCAUCCAAAAAUGAAUACUUGUUUGGAAGAUUUGACAUGCAAAUCAAGCUUGUGCCAGGGAACUCUGCAGGCACUGUCACUGCAUUUUAUCUAAGCUCUCCAGGAACAACACACCAUGAUGAGAUUGAUAUUGAGUUCUUAGGCAACUUGUCUGGUGAACCAUAUCUGCUAUCAACCAAUAUAUAUGCCAAUGGUAAAGGAGAUCGCGAGAUGCAGUUCUAUCUUUGGUUUGAUCCAACAAUGGAUUUCCACACCUAUUCUAUUGAUUGGAAUCCUCAGCGCAUAAUAUUUUUGGUGGAUAACAUUCCCAUUAGAGUGAUGCACAAUAGGGAAGACCUUGGUGUUCCUUUCCCUACAAGGCAACCAAUGAGGGUGUAUUCAACAUUAUGGAAUGGAGAUGCUUGGGCAACAAGAUGGGGGCAAGUGAAGAUUGAUUGGUCAAAAGCUCCAUUCAUAGCAGGUUAUAGAAACUUCAAUGCCAAUGCAUGCAUUAUGAGGCAAGGGGCAUCAUGUGCAGGUUUCAAUGGUGGAAGAAACAGAGGUCUUAGUGCUGCAACAAAGAAGAAAAUGAAAGAGAUUCGUUCAAGAUGGCUAGUUUAUGACUAUUGCAGAGAUUUUAGACGUUACUCUCAUGGUCUUCCCUUUGAAUGCCGCAAGAAGAAUCAUCGUUUGACUUUUGAAGAGAGUUAAUUGGAAUCAUAUUACACUACUAAGAAAACUCAAUUUUCUGAUGGAGUUUGUGAUGGUUCUAAAUCCGUAACUACUAGCCAAUUUACCUGCGAUCAAUGCCAAUGUAUCGUUAUUUUAUCGUUAUUUUACUAGUUUGUGACGGAAUUUGUCCGUCACUAAUUACUUUUUUUAGUGGUGUUGCAUCUCCAAUAUUGUUGUGAGCAUGGCAAUUAAACCAUGCAGAAAUUUUUUUAUUCAUUUAAAAAUUUAAGUGUUCUAUUG